AUGAAGAGCGUCGACGAGGCCGGGACGCUGCAGGCGCAACUUGCGCGCCUACCAGUGACGGAGCAUGCCAUUCUCCUCAACCGCUUUAAGUUCCUCAGCCUUGUGCAGCGUGUCGCGGCAGCGGACGUGGCAGAGAUGAUCCAUACUGUAGGUCUCGACGCAUUGUCGUACAAGGGCGCUCUUCAGAAUAUGCCCCCACCACCAUGCAUGGGUGCAGUAGAAGAACCAACAGCAGAUCGACCGUAUACUCGAAGUGCCAUGCGCCGAGGCUCUCUGCAGGAAAGAGGCGGUUACCGACAAGCAGUAGCAGUAUCUGCAGCAACUAAUGGAUUGUCGCCAGAAACCACCCAACGGCAGCGUUUUACAAGUCGCGAGAAGGAACAAGAGUUCAUAGAUCGCAUGACACAACCACAGCGGCGCCGGGAUCCACUGGACGCCCAAAUUCGAAAACACCCGCGCGGCCGCUACGGCGAGGGCACUUCUCCCCUUCGCGAGGUGCCGUCACUGCCGAUACGCCGCACUGCAAACGGCACCGUUGGCAAGUGGAAUGAACAAGCGGAGGCUGACGGCGGCGAUGCUGCUUUUGUGGACGUAAGUCACGAAAGCGACGCAGUCGUGGUGGACUCGAGCGGCGACUGGCAGCACUACGAGGUGGGACGGGGAAAGCCUCACUCUGGCGGCCGACAUCGCCCACAGAUGGCGCCACCGCGCCCAGUGGAGCGAAGCGCAAAGGAAGAAGCAGUGGCAGUUCACAACACGGAGCGGCGGAUCGCCGCCCCCGCCGCGUCACCCGAGACUGUGACCAAAAUGGGGCGGGUGCACGUGCCGACCGCUGUCAGCAAGAGCGAUGAGACCGCAAACCACUAUGAAAAUACGCCCCCUCUCUCGCUUCACCCUGAUACGUUAAAAAAUCCGUCGCUGGAGGUUUCGACGCCGCGCACUUUGCAGGGCUCUACUACACGGAGUCGUGGGCCUUUUGCACCGAAAGCGAAACCGAAAGCCGCAGCGGAGGUGCCACGGGUUCCGAUGGAGGUGAUACGCCACGCGUCAGCGCUGCUGGCGAAGAAAAAUACCGCCGCACUACCACUGUCACCCCGACCGCUCCAAGAGCCGCUGCCUGCUACUCCAGCGGCACAAGAGAGCACGUCGUGGGACUCACAGGUGGCGCCCUACGGCUACUCAGCUUCGCAGUUUCAGUCAGUGAUACCGCCGGCGCUGCGUGGUGGUAAAAAAGAAGAACAUGAAGUACAACAGGGACAUACACAACCAGUCGCGGCGUUGUCGAGUUUGCCAGAUGACGCACUUGCGGAACUGGCGUCCUGUGUGGAGCGAAUGCUGCAGGAUCAUCGCUCCAUAUUGGAUGGUAUCGUGAAGGAAGAGGCGACACCGUCGCCAGAUGUGCCGAAGAUAGCACGGCCAAUAGAGAAACCAGGGCGCGGCAGCAAUGCCGAUAACAGUGUUGAUAGUUCUGGUGGCAAGACACUAAGGGCAGGGCGUGCGCCACUGCGCGGUGCUGAUAACAUGAGCUCGGCCCAUGUUCUCCAGGCCGCCCACGAUAUGCUGGAGGACUUCAGUGACGAGGAGGAUGAGCUCCUGUUGGUGAGCCGUCUCCAGCGACAGGUUGGCGUGAUGGGUCGUGAGUUGGAGGUCAUUGAGGAGCGGGAGAAACACUACCACCAUACCUUUGGUGAAGAGGGUGAGGAAGACGAGGAUGAGGAAAGUGAGGGAGCACACCGUGUGGUGGUAUCACCUAAGCACCCCGGCCGACGCGUGGUUUUUGCCGAUCCGAGGAAAGCACCGCAGAAAAGCCGGCGGCGCCGUGGUGAGAUGCCGCGUGCCAUUUUUGAGCGUCUGCGUUCUUUCCAGAAGGAGAACCGCGAGUAUGUUCGAUACACCGAGAGGGAGUGGAACACCUCCAAUGUGACGGAGCAGGUGUUUGCGCACCGUCUCACGGACAGUCUCGUUGAGGACACCUUCAAUGAGGUGAUUGAGGAGGUGGCGGAUAUCCUCGACACGUACGUGGAGGGGCUGGCAUCGCACGAGCUGCAUUGA
Messenger RNA from Trypanosoma grayi, 2052 nucleotides. RefSeq lists its product as hypothetical. The transcript has a single exon. NCBI's taxonomy places the organism in Eukaryota, Euglenozoa, Kinetoplastea, Trypanosomatida, Trypanosomatidae. The coding region runs from base 1 to 2052 and encodes 683 amino acids. The record is from RefSeq and is a predicted model, not a curated record.